CUUACAGCUUCGGACGUUUUGCAUUGUUCUCCUAAAUUUUGGGCUCUGCAAGCCGAUCCCAUCAUGGCAACAGACAUCGCAUGUUACACCAUCUUGGCGGCUCACGUUGGACUCACGAUCGGUACUAUUGCAAAGUUUGCAGAGUCUAGGGAUGAUUUGAAGUCUCUUAUCGAAAAACUCCUACGACUUGAUAUUGUCGGCGUUUAUUUACUGAGCGAGCGAGGUCACGGACUAGACGCUUUCAAUAUUGAAACAACUGCUACACUUACUGAACAUCAUUUCAUUCUCAAUACUCCUCGAGAGGAGGCAGCGAAAUGGAUGCCCGCGACAACCCCGUUGUAUGGUGUUCGAAAGGUGGCGGUUGUGAUGGCGCGAUUGAUCGUUUCUGGCUCUGAUCGAGGUGUUCGGCCCUUUAUCGUGCCCAUAUGCGAUACCCGACAGAUGUGCAGUGGAAUUACCUCCACAAGACUCCCACCUCGCACAGGGUCAUCUCCGCUCGAUUUUUCUAUUACAAGUUUCAAUAAUGUUCGGUUGCCUCAUAGUGCCUUACUAGGAGCCGAUCUUGGGCUACCUGAAGACCCAUUGAAAGCAUGGUGGGAUGAGAUGUGGCGAAUACCCUUAGGAACGGCUGCUGUGGCUGCUCCUCUCAUACAGGGAGUUAGACACGCAGCAUAUAUUGGUGGCCAGUAUUCUCUACAUCGAAUGAUCAUGGGGAAAGGCCCAGCGCCUGUUUCUAUCCUGACCUUCCGCACGCAACAGCGCCCUGUCCUCCAAGCCAUUGCAUGUGCAAUGGUUCUCCAUAACUGGUUUCCUCGCUGCAUAAAGGAUUUAAUGAAUGAUAGUCUUGAUCAUCGGGUCAGACAUGGGCUGGCUGUUAUUUUGAAGACGAGUGCAAGCCGCCUUUCACAGCUUUGCAUUCGCGAAGUUGCGGAACGUUGU
This is a messenger RNA of Serpula lacrymans var. lacrymans S7.9, 939 nucleotides long. RefSeq lists its product as uncharacterized. The record is from RefSeq and is a predicted model, not a curated record. The annotation marks the transcript as partial. The transcript has 2 exons. Lineage: Eukaryota; Fungi; Basidiomycota; Agaricomycetes; Boletales; Serpulaceae. Gene Ontology annotation, molecular function: fatty acid binding; FAD binding; acyl-CoA oxidase activity. Gene Ontology annotation, biological process: fatty acid beta-oxidation using acyl-CoA oxidase; lipid homeostasis. Gene Ontology annotation, cellular component: peroxisome.